Molecule: messenger RNA, 4016 nt
Organism: Corvus hawaiiensis (hawaiian crow)
Lineage: Eukaryota; Metazoa; Chordata; Aves; Passeriformes; Corvidae
Gene: TLR4
Product: toll like receptor 4
Exons: 3
Coding region: 101-2632 (843 amino acids)
Biological process (GO): defense response to Gram-negative bacterium; immune response; inflammatory response
Cellular component (GO): membrane
Molecular function (GO): lipopolysaccharide immune receptor activity; lipopolysaccharide binding; transmembrane signaling receptor activity
Source: RefSeq, a predicted model, not a curated record
AGCAGGAGUGGUGAAACACAACCCCUGGCACUGCAGGAGGUUCCUCUCUCCAGGCUUCUCUCUCUAUGCUCCUUUCUCCUGCACUCCUGGCCUCCUGAAGAUGCCCAGGAGAGGAGCCCUUCCUCUGGAGAUACUCCUGGUGCUGCUGCAGCUGGUGUUUGUCCCUUCCCCACUGGCAGGCUGCCUCCUCAAUCCCUGUUUGGAGAUCACCCCUAACACAACUUUCAGAUGCACCGGACUGAACAUCUCUGGAGUUCCUGAUGGAGUCCCAAACACCACCCAGAACCUGGACCUCAGUUUCAGCAAUCUGAAAUCACUGGGCUCAAAUUAUUUUGCAUCAGUCCCUGAGCUGCAGCUUCUGGAUCUUUCAAGGUGCCACCUCCAUACAAUAGAAGAUAACUCCUUUGUGGAUCUCCAGAGACUUUCCACCUUGAUUUUAACUGCCAAUUCCCUCCAGUACCUGGGGAAAGCAGCUUUCUAUGGCUUAACGUCGCUGAAGAAACUGGUUCUGGUGGAAACCAACAGAACCUCUCUGUCUGAGCUGCCCAUUGGCCACUUGCAUACCCUGCAGGAGUUGAAUUUAGGCCACAACAGCAUUACUUCAUUGAAGCUUCCCGAGUAUUUCGCCAACAUGACCUCCCUCAGGCACCUGAGCUUCUUCUCUAACAAGAUCACAUCUAUCUCCAGAGGAGACCUUGAUGCCCUGAGGGAAAGGAACAGGCUCAACCUCACGCUGGUGCUUUCCUUGAACAAUAUAAAAUUUAUAGAGCUGAGGGCCUUUGCAGGGAUUCACCUCGCUGAGCUGGCUCUCCGGUCUGCUUUUGAGAACUUCAGUGUGAUGCAAGCUUCUCUGCAAGGUCUGGCUGGUUUGCAGGUCAGCAGACUCAUAGUUGGGGAAUUCAGCGACAGUGAGAGACUGCAAGACUUUGAGAGAGGGCUCUUGAGUGGACUGUGCCAGGUACAGAUGGAAGAGUUUGUCUUAAUCUGCUUCAAGGGUUUUGAGUAUAACACAGACACUCUCUUUAACUGCAUAGGCAAUGUCUCCACUAUUCGCUUGGUGAACCUCAGACUUGAGGAGAUAUCAGAGGUUCCUGUGUGGUCUAAAGUGAAACACCUGGAAUGCAAGAAAUGCCAUUUUGAGGACGUACCUGCUGUGAAGCUGUCGCUUUUCAAGGAACUGAGAGUGCUUCGUAUUACCAAGAACAAAAGACUCAGGAUCUUCAAGCAGAAAUUUAACAGUCUCAGUAACCUGGAGGUCAUAGAUUUGAGUGAGAAUAGCCUCACCUUUAGUGGAUGCUGUUCCCCUCAGUUUGAAAAUUGUCCAAAUUUGAAACACUUGAACUUAAGCUUCAAUUCCAAUAUCAAACUGACUGGAGAUUUCACUAAUGUGAAGAAUUUGUUAUAUUUAGACCUUCAGCACACAACUUUAUUUGGUCCUGGCUCCUACCCUGUCUUUCUAUCCCUUCAGAGACUGAUUUACCUUGAUAUUUCCCAUACCAAAAUUGAAGUUAAAUCCCAGUGUACAUUUUGUGGCUUGAACUCUUUGCAAGUGCUCAAGAUGGCAGGGAACUCCUUUGAGGACAAUAAGCUGUCAAACAACUUCAAAAACCUAAGUCACCUCCACACCUUGGAUAUUUCAAGCUGCAAAUUAGUACAUGUGGAUCGAAGUACUUUUGAUGCCCUCUCUGAGCUAAAAGAGCUAAACAUCAGCAACAAUAAGCUCCUGACCUUUGAUGCUGGAGUCUACCAGCCGCUCCAAGCCCUCCGAGUCCUGGAUUUCAGCAGAAACCAACUGACUGUUCUGUUGUCCUCAGCCCGGGAAGUCCUGCCUGACAGCCUGGUCCUGUUGGAUAUCUCUCAAAACCUGUUUGACUGCUCCUGUGUGUACCUGGACUUUCUGAUAUGGAUCAGGGAAAAGCAGGAGCUGCUGCAGAAUAAGGAGCUGAUGCUGUGCCACAUGCCCUCGUACGUGACGAACGUGAGCCUGCCAAGCUUUGAUCUGUCCUCCUGCCACAUCCAUGCAGGCAAAGUUGUCUCCUCAGUGGUUGUGUUGCUCUGUAUAGUGGUGCUCCUCUUCAUGAUUUACAAGUACUACUUCCAGCUCUACUACUUCGUGGUGCUGCUCAGUGGGUGCAAACACUCCGCAGAAAGAGGUGACACCUACGAUGCCUUUGUCAUCCACUCCAGCAAAGACGAGGAAUGGGUGAUAAAGGAGCUGGUGGAACCCUUGGAAGGAGGAACACCUCCCUUCCACCUGUGUCUGUACCACAGGGACUUCCUUCCAGGGGUGCCCAUUGUCACCAAUAUCAUCCAGGAGGGUUUUCUAAGUAGCAGGAAUGUCAUCGCAGUCAUCUCCACUGACUUCCUGGAGAGCAAGUGGUGCAGCUUUGAGUUUGACAUUGCCCAGUCCUGGCAGCUGGUGGAGGGAAAGACUGGGAUCAUCAUGAUUGUGCUGGAAGAUGUGAAUAAGGCCCUGCUGAGGCAGAGAUUGGGGCUGUCCCGGUACCUGAAGAGGAACACCUACCUGGAGUGGAAAGACAAGGAAAUAAACAAGCACAUCUUCUGGAGGCAGCUGACAGGAGUCCUGAUGGAAGGCAAAAGUUGGAAUCAGGAGGAGGUAAAACUCAUGUGAAAAGAAAGAGUGGUUCCUCCUCCCCUGUCUGCCAUCCUGAUGGCUGGUGCUCAGAAGCUGGGUCUUCUCUUGCUGUUCAGAGUCAGAGGGAGUGGAUGGAGGCACUGCCAAAGCACUACAGGAAUUCCUGCCUUGCUGAUCACCUUUUCUCAAGGGAAUUUGCAAAUUCAGGAGUGACAAGAGCCAGAAGAGCUGCCUGAGCUCCGUGUUUGCCCAUGGCUGUCACCCGCAGGUAGCCCAGCAAUACCUCAGGUCUGGUGGGUCAGGGAACAGACCAAUGCCCUUACUGUCAUCUGGCUGCUUCUGAAAGUGGAUUUGGGUCCUGAGACCAUUCACGCAGAGGAAGUUCACAGUCUGUUUCUUUGAGUGGCGCCCAGAAUCUCAAAGGCAGAGUAAAGACACGGGAUUCUUGGCUCUAAAAAUGGUGUGAAACAGAAAGCAGACUUUGGAUUCCAAAAGUCUUGUGUCUGCUUCCGUGAGCACCAUGACUCAGGGGACAGACCCUCCAGAGAGCAAUGGGGCAUCUUUGUUCCAACUGCUUCUCCUCACCCAGUGUUUGUGGAUGUACUCUGGGACUGACUUAAGUGAGCAAAAUUGAGCCUGAACAAAGUGUUUUGAUGUUUACAGCCAUCCAGUUCUAGAUUAAGCUUUUUCACUCUCUGGACCAGCCUUAAUUCACUGUUGGAAGGUGCUGCAGGAGCCUUCAGGGUUUGAAAUGGAGUUCAGAUCUGCCUGUCUGCUCAGCCUUCCCCAGGGGUCAGCUGCCACCUGGAGCAGGACUGCAUGGGGGGUUUUGUUUUUGUUUCACUGAGAAUGUGCCUGACAUUCUGCAGGGAGAAGAGAUAGAGGGGAAAAGUCUGGAUUAGCUAAACUAAAUGUAUCCCAGCACAAUCCUGAAUCAAGGGAAGGAAGGUCUAAAUGCCAUGGAAUCAUAUCACAGAGCACUCCAUCGAUGUGUGGGAUAUUGGAUGGGGCAGGAGUAUUGCUCUCUGUUUAUCAAAGGCUUUGGUUGGGAUUAAUCACUGAAUUACUCUGGUUUUAAACUUGCAAAUCCUUCUAUAAUCAAUGAGGAUCUGCGGAGGCAAAACAGAAGCAACUGAGUGGUGAAUCAGAUCUGAUAUUUAUCCAGAAGGAAGGCCUGAUCCAGCUCACUUUUCUAAGCACCAGACAGGGACAUUUCUAUGGAGCAGGAUCAGGGAUCAGCAUCACACAUUAUUGCAUAGAGGGGGAGAGCCAGUUCCAGGCCUUGUGCUGGCAAAAGUUGAAUCACAGCUCCCUCCCUAUGUGCUGUGUCAGACAACACUACCAAAAACCCCCACAGCCCUCCCUAAGCUUUUUUGUGACCCAGGAGAUGAAGCUUUAAUAAAACUAAGCUUGAUGCUGC